GUUCACAUGGACAAACUGAUAACAAAGCAGAAUGGUAUCUGGAAUGACAGGCUCUGGCUAAACCCCUGGGACCAGGGGGGCCUGGUAGUGAUCAUCUUGUUCAUCACCACGGUCCUGUUUCUCAUCUUGUUUGCUAUUAUGUUUGGUUUAUUCUCUCCAUUCAAGAAUGUCAGCCAGUGUGAAGAGUCGUGACCCAACUUUCUGAAAACACCGUGUACUUGUUCUUCAAAGCCCAUUAAGAGUCUAGAAUUAGACCUUUUUUAAGUGGUUACUUGCUAAGUGCCUGUCCUCCCCUUGGAUGAAGCCCCUUAAAAGGGAUGGGUCUCUUUCUGCUCAUCACUGUAUCCUCCAUGUCCAGUGGGCCUCACAUACUAUCAAUCAGUAUUUUGAAUGGACAAAUGAGCAAAUAAAUGAACAAAUGGAAAGA
Manis pentadactyla (Chinese pangolin) is the source of this 427-nucleotide messenger RNA. It is a transcript of the gene ERLN, whose product is annotated as small integral membrane protein 6. The transcript has a single exon. The record is from RefSeq and is a predicted model, not a curated record. NCBI's taxonomy places the organism in Eukaryota, Metazoa, Chordata, Mammalia, Pholidota, Manidae. The coding region runs from base 7 to 192 and encodes 61 amino acids.